Molecule: messenger RNA, 1482 nt
Organism: Ogataea angusta
Lineage: Eukaryota; Fungi; Ascomycota; Pichiomycetes; Pichiales; Pichiaceae
Exons: 1
Coding region: 1-1482 (493 amino acids)
Source: RefSeq, a predicted model, not a curated record
AUGAAAGCUACCAUCUUAAGUUCGCUACUGCUUGCUUUGGGCAGCGUCGCACUGCCUGUCCCUAAGAAGGGCUACCACGACGUCGAGACCGCGGCCCGUGUUGCCAGAACACUGGUCAACAGAGAAUCUCUGGCAAAUCUGGCCACCAUCCAAAAGAAGGAUGGCGUCCCUGUUUCCUUUAUGGAAUAUUAUGCUGACUGCGAGGACGACGGCGAGCCAGUUUUCUUGCUCGUCAACAUCUCCUCGAGCCAGAGAAACAUCGACGACGGCUCCAAGGUGUCUGUCUCCAUCAGAGUUGGGGACCACCAGAUCAACGACCACGUUAACCCUCACUACAUCGGAGGCAGAGUUCGUUCUGCUGCCGGCUCGCCACGGGUCAAUCUGAAAGGCUCGUUUAUUCCUGUCGCAGGUACUCCAGAAUUGGACGCCUGCUUCGCUCUUAGACACCACGACGCUCCUGCUUGGUACCCUGGCUCCCCAAUUCACGCCACUUUCUGGGCCAAGUUCCAGGUCGAGGAGGUCUACAUCAUUGGUGGCUUUGGUGACACCGCCUACAUUGGCGAGAUCCCUGCUGACCUGUACCUGAACGCCACCACCUUCGACGAGGAGGAGCUUUCUGAGGAGCUUUCUUCGAUUUUUGAGCUCCCAAAGCAGGAGAACACCUACCUCACGCGCUUCGUUAAGGCUUUUGCCCGUAUUUUCGGUCUACAGGAGAACGAAGACGAAGAGCAGGAGGAGGAGGAGUGCGACUUUGAGGACGACGACGAGGACUGGAAGAAGCUCGGAAGGGACCAGAAGAAAUUCUGGAAACAUUACGGCAAGGGCCAGAAGAAGUACUGGAAGUCUCACGGCGACAAGUCUGAGCAGCCUGAGGACCCUGAAUUAGAGGAACUGGAGGAGGUCGAGGACCCUGACUACUGGAAGCAUUUCGGCAAAGACCAAAAGAAGUACUGGAAACAUUACGGAAAGGAGCAAAAAAAAUAUUGGAAAUCUCAUGGCGACAAGUCUGAGGAUCCUGAGGACCCUGAGGACCCUGAAGUCGACGAGAUGACAGAGAUCGACGAUCCUGAUUACUGGAAACACUACGGAAAGAACCAGAGAAAGUACUGGAAACACUACGGCAAGGAACAGAGGAAAUACUGGAAAUCUCACGGCGACAAAAAGCCAGAGGACCCUGAAGUUGAGGAGACCGAGGUGGAAGACCCUGAUUACUGGAAGCAUUACGGAAAAGAUCAGAGGAAGUACUGGAAACACUAUGGUAAGGAGCACAAGAAGUACUGGAAAUCCCACGGCGACAAGCCAGAAGAUCCAGAAGAGCCUGAGUUUGAAGAAGUCGCCGAGGUUGAGGACCCUGACUACUGGAAGCACUAUGGAAAGGACCAGAGAAAGUACUGGAAGCAUUACGGAAAGGAGCAGAAAAAAUACUGGAAGUCCCACGGUAGGGAUGACGACGAGCAACAGGUGAUAUCUGCCGACUUUUGA